Globicephala melas (long-finned pilot whale) is the source of this 3285-nucleotide messenger RNA. Lineage: Eukaryota; Metazoa; Chordata; Mammalia; Artiodactyla; Delphinidae. The record is from RefSeq and is a predicted model, not a curated record.
UGUGUGUGCCGUGGUGUCCGCUGGUCGUGGUUCCCUCGACUUGGCCUGUUGUGGGCGAGCAUUUCGGGGCCUGCGGGGCUGGGCGCCGUCCGGCCCGGCCGGCAGCCAGCGCGAGCGAGUUGUUCAGGGGAGGGUUCGCGCAGGCCGGGCGGAGGCUGGGAGUGGGACCCGCGAGCUCGAGCCGCGGAGCCCGCGGCCUGGGCCGGAGUGGCCGAGCGGCCGGCGGCGGUGCAGUGCCCGACCGUCUGCAGCGCGCGGCAUAGCGAGUUUCCGGGAGAGCCGUGGGCCUGAAGGGAGUUUGUGCCGUAGGCCCAGAGCCGGCUCCUCGGUCCCAGUGGCUUCGGGAGGCGCAGCGGAGGGACCCGAGAGAGGAGCGCGCCGGAGGAGCAGCCCCCGGACCGGAGCCUCGGGAGCCGGGGGCCUGUCAGCUAGUGUCGACGGGGUCCGCCUCCACUGUCACAGUCCUGCACGUUGUUCCAAGAGCAGCAGAAAAUGAAUCAGCCCCUGGUCCGCCUCCACUGUCACAGUCCUGCACGUUGUUCCAAGAGCAGCGGAAAAUGAAUCAGCCCCUGGGGCCAGUGUCAUUCAAGGACGUGGCUGUGGACUUCACCCAGGAUGAGUGGCAGCAGUUGGACCCUGAGCAGAAGAUAACCUACAGGGAUGUGAUGCUGGAGAACUACAGCCACCUCGUUUCUGUGGGGUGUCACAUUAUCAAACCGGAAGUUAUCACCAAGUUGGAGAAAGGAGAAGAGCCAUGGAUAGUGGGAGGAGAAUUCCUACUUCAGAGUUACCCAGAAGAAGACUGGGAAGCCCAUGAUCUGAUAGAGGGAGCCCAGGAAAAUGAAGACAAACAUUCAAGGCAAACCGAAUCUGUCAACAACAAAACCCUGAUUGAAGAGAGAGCAAUGAAUUAUGAUAUAAUUUGCACGUGGCAGAGCAGAAAGAUUGGAAGAACCUGGGACCUGGGCAAUGCUCUUGAGCCACUGAACCAGCCAGCCAUGUAGCCAUUCCACCUCUGGACUGUUUCUUUUCUGAAAGACUAAAUUUAUUUUUAAGAUGAUUGAUUUAGGUUGUUUUUAGGGAUAACUAAAGAUACAGAGUUUGUAGGAGUUACGCGAUUGAGAAGUGGACUUUAGGCAAAUCAUUUAUUUUGAGCUGUUGAUUUCGAAAUUACCUUAUUUUCUGUAAAUUUUGGUGUAAAUAGUUUAAGCAUUAGAAAACCUGAAACCAUUAAAUGUGUAUGUUUUUCUAAAUUGUUAUGUUACUGACCUAAGAACCUCUGGAACCUGAUACGAUGUCAGGUAUAUCUAUCUUUUGGUAAUGCAUGACAUAAAUUUUGUUUAGGUUAAUUUGUUAUUCAUGGAUCAUUGCUAUCAUGUUGUUGACAAUAUAUGGUGUCAGGUAAGGACCUACUUCUGUUGUCCAGUGAUUAGCCUGAUACCCUGUAUUAUUUGAGUAAUUCACCCCUUACCACGGAGAUGAAAUGCCAUGCUUCUCAUGUAUUUCUGUCACUCAUGGCACCUGUUUUUUGUUGCUUAUCACUUUUCCACCAUAUGAUCUUGAGUCUGCUACAUAACAGGAAUUAAAAUUCUGGUAGAGUGUAUAAUAGUUUUGUGUAGCAACUAUAUUUGUUGAAAUGAUAUUUGCAGAGGUUUCCUACACUAGAGGGAAGUAGCUUAAAUAAACAGUAUGCAUUUUAAGUAAAAUAUUUGAAAAGUUUAAAUGGUUUACCACAUUCUUUUUCUCUUAUGGAGUGCCUGACAUGAAAGGGUCCUGUACAUGUAAGUGGUCCUCAACUGCCUCUUCAGUAAUGCAGUCGUGGGAUUUCUUUAUUGUUUCAGAGAUGUCAGUGUUUUCAUAUUAUUACAUCUUUGAAAUUAGGAUCUAUAGCAUGUUCUGAUUCAACUGGCAUUGAUUUUUUUUCUUUCUUAGAGGUACUUAAAAUAAUGGGUUGUCUUAGAUUUGAUGGAAUGCAAUAUUUGAAAAGUUUUUAACUAUUCCUGGCAAGGCCUAAGUUCAUGAAAGAAGGCACCACAGGGGAUGGUUCUGUUUCCCCACCCAGCAGCAAACCGAAUGUGGAAUUGGGCAGAGCGGGAGUACUUGCUCUUUAUACACAGUGACCUCAUACUGUGGAGUGUAAGCAGAUUUGGAACUCCCAGGGGGUUUCCAAGGGCUGAGCAGGAGGUCGACCCCUCCUGGCACAUAGAGGUGAGAUUCCCCCAGUUUUUUUGGUCUGUUUUUUCAGUUAUCCUAGUGUUAGUGAAAUGGUGGUUCAUUUGAUGCUUCUGUGGCCUCUCAAACAGGUCAAAAUGAAGACCAUUCCUAACACCAGGGCCCUCUUCUGAGGCAACAGUCACCCUCUCUUUAUUCCACCUCAGCGUGGCUGGCUGGGCUGUCCACUCUAGCGCCCCAAAGAAAGUUGUAUGGAUAGAUACUGGUAAGGAUGUAUUGGUAUGUUUGUAUACUGUGGAAAUAUGUAAAAUGAUACAGGCAUCUGGGAAACUAACCUGGAAAUACCUUUUAAAUUCAAUAUGUGUGCUUUAUCAUGCAGUAGUACCCCAAUCUGUUGAUAGAUCCCAGAGAACUUCUAUACACAGGAGGAUGUAUAUACAGGGAAUUUCACCACAGCAGGACUUUUGAGAUAUCCUAGGUGACUGUCAUUAGAAGAGGUGAGUAAAAUGUGGAUCAAGCAGUGGGGUGGUGUCCAGCAGUUAGCAGUGUGUGCUUUGUUGUAGCACAGCUGAUUAACCCUUUUAGAUAUGAAUGAAAGAAAAAUGGAUGGAAUGAGAUUUCGUGCAACUAAAAAAUGUUUACAUCAAAGUUACACACACACCCUCAUAGAGGCUACAGUAGUAUGUGCUUAAGGUCAUACCUUCAUCAGUGUGAGUACCUGUGGGGGAAGGGAUGGAAUUGGGGUUUGGCAUGAAGAAACAGUGGGGUCCACACAGAAACCAAUGCUGAUAAUAAGUAUGUUUUUAACUGAGUAGUACAGUUAACACUGUGCCCAGGACUCCUCCAGAAAUAUGAAAACAUGCACACAGGAAAAGUAAAGGCCCCUAAUUAAAAUCCCCAAUAAUGUUUUAUUCUGUUCAGUUUUAGCCAGAAUUUUAUAGCUUAGGUACCUAAAUGGUGCCUCCUGUGCCUUUUCUGGCAACUUCUACCCAAGCCAACUUUCAGGAAAAUGGCACAGCUGCUUGUAAACGUUCUUAUGAUGAAAGAGUUAUACAUGUGAGUAUCUGCAUCACUUUGUAGAACUCAGUGUAAUAAACUGGGCUGCUGACUGUA